Messenger RNA from Rattus rattus (black rat), 1101 nucleotides. RefSeq names its product ZFP42 zinc finger protein (gene Zfp42). The record is from RefSeq and is a predicted model, not a curated record. Gene Ontology annotation, biological process: regulation of transcription by RNA polymerase II. Gene Ontology annotation, molecular function: RNA polymerase II cis-regulatory region sequence-specific DNA binding; DNA-binding transcription factor activity, RNA polymerase II-specific. Gene Ontology annotation, cellular component: transcription regulator complex; PcG protein complex. Bases 53 to 979 code for a protein of 308 amino acids. The transcript has a single exon. NCBI's taxonomy places the organism in Eukaryota, Metazoa, Chordata, Mammalia, Rodentia, Muridae.
UGACUGUUGCUGGACCAGUGUCACCUGGAAGUGAUUUCCUAGCUAAGACAACAUGAAUGAACAGAUGAAGAAAAUGGCAAAGACAAGUGGCCAGAAAGGGCCGGGCAGAAGGGGCCUCGACAGAAUGACUCUAAAUCAAGACGAGGCAAGGCCAGUUCAGAAUACCAGAGUGGAACCUCCCCAUGUAACAUACACCAUCCACGAAGAAGGUGAGAUUAGCCCUGAGAAUGAGGAAGAUGUCUUUCCUGACGGAUACCUAGAGUGCAUCAUAAGAGGGGAGUUUUCUGAGCCCAUUUUGGAAGAGGAUUUACUUUUUAAAUCCUUCGAAAGCCUAGAGGAAGCGGAACAAGACCUUUCUCGCCAGGUUCUGGAAGCUAGUUCCCUUCUCGAGUGUUCUUUGGAGUACAUGACAAAGGGGACAAAGCAAGAGAAAAGGGCCACACAAGAGGAGCCUCAGCAGACUGUUGGAGCGAACUCAGUUCCUGGGUGUUCUGAGUACUUGACAAGCAGGAAGCUCCCUGUUGGAGAACCCUCGGAAGUUGAUUUAUCCUAUCAUGAGCAGCUGGCAGGCUUUACUGGAGAGAAGCUAAAGGGAGGUCCAUACUGUGGUAAUAUCUCGAUGCUGGAGUGUCCUCAAGCUGGGUGCAAGAAGAAGCUGAGGGAUAAAACUGCCCUGAGGAAACACAUGCUGGUCCACGGUCCCCGUCAGCACGUGUGUGCAGAGUGUGGGAAAGCUUUUACCGAGAGCUCGAAACUAAAGCGGCACUUCCUGGUCCAUACAGGAGAGAAGCCUUUUCAGUGCACCUUCGAAGGCUGUGGGAAGCGCUUCUCACUGGAUUUCAACUUGCGCACCCAUGUCCGCAUCCACACGGGUGAGAAGCGCUUUGUGUGUCCUUUUGAUGGCUGCGAGAAGAGUUUUAUUCAGUCAAACAACCUGAAGAUUCACAUCCUAACCCAUGCAAAGGCAGGGAAAUGCUGAAAGUCGAGACAGAUUGUCCCAGGCUGAGUGGUCUUACUGGCAGAGGCACCGAGGAUCCAUGCAUUAUGUAUGAGAAUAUUAUUUGUAGGGAUGGAUUCUAUGGCUAAAAUAACUUUGCAAAU